CGUGGGACAGCGGCCUCAAGACAGGCUCAUAUAUGAGAUCACAGCAUACGACUGCUCGCCAUGUCAUCGAGAAUUCCGCUCUGGCUCGACUGUGACACGGGUCACGAUGAUGCAUAUGCCCUCCUCCUCAGCGCUCACGAUCCGCGCGCCGAACUCCUAGGCGUCAGCACCGUGCACGGCAACGCCGCCCUCGAUCAGACCACCUUCAACACACGGGCCAUACUGGAGGCAUUAGGAAGACGCGACGUGAAGGUCUACCCUGGCGCUGCGAAGCCAAUCGUGCGCGAUGCAGUCCAUGCAGCCGACAUCCACGGCGAGAGCGGCCUGGACGGAGUGACACUGCUGCCGCAGCCCGUCGAGCCGGCCGUCGCCGAUGUCGACUACCUCGAGGCCAUGCAUCGAGCGCUCAUUGCGACACCACCCAACACUGCAUGGCUGGUGUCCACUGGCACCUUGACCAACAUCGGGCUGUUGUUCCAGAAGCACCCAGACGUGGCUCGCCAUAUCAAGGGCCUAAGCAUCAUGGGUGGUGCCGUAGGGAACCGGUUCACAGAUGCCCCGAUGGGCAAGGUCAAGGGCGAGGGCGAGCGCUUCGGCAACUGGACCGCCUAUGCUGAGUUCAAUAUCUAUUGCGAUCCCGAAGCAUCGCGUUUCAUCUUCUCGCACCCCGUUCUCCGGCCAAAGACGACCUUGAUCCCUCUGGACCUCAGCCAUCAGGUGCUUGGCACACAGGCGGUCCGCCGCUCCUUGUUGUACGGACAGAGGGCUGAGUUCGAUGUGGAUACAACACGGCUCCCGUCUGCUCUACGAGCCUUGUUCGCCCAGAUCAUGGCGUUCUUCGCAGGAACUUAUGCAGAGGUCUUCUCAAUCACCGAAGGCCCACCCUUGCACGACCCUCUCGCCGUCGCCGCAGCCCUCUAUCCCGACAUCUUCGACGACAGGGAUGGCGAGCGCUUCCGCGUCGACAUCGUUACAGAAGGCGUGCACUCCCUCCACCAGUCUGAAGUCGGAGAGCUCGGUAGGACAAAGGUCUCAGCACUUCAGCCAGGCGAGGGCGGCUGCAGGAUUCCGCGAGGCGUUGACCGCGACAAGUUUUGGGGCCUCGCAGAAGAUGCUCUAAAGCGUGCAGAUGCUGUCAGUCCGAUGCCGCAGCUCUCUCGCGAAGACUUGGAAAAAGAUGGCGUCUUUGUUGGGAUCGAUUGAAAGAGCAGGUCGCUUCCAUGGCGCCUUCCCCACCACUGCCUCCUUCCCAUUUCUCUACCUCAUCAUAGACGUCAAGAAAGACAGCCACAUGCACCCGCCAUCCUCGCUUGCGAUCUUAGCCAUGUAGAAGAGCCGCAGUUCCCACAACUCUUGC
Molecule: messenger RNA, 1357 nt
Organism: Macroventuria anomochaeta
Lineage: Eukaryota; Fungi; Ascomycota; Dothideomycetes; Pleosporales; Didymellaceae
Product: Inosine/uridine-preferring nucleoside hydrolase
Exons: 4
Coding region: 61-1203 (380 amino acids)
Biological process (GO): purine nucleoside catabolic process
Cellular component (GO): cytosol
Molecular function (GO): purine nucleosidase activity
Source: RefSeq, a predicted model, not a curated record